Caenorhabditis remanei is the source of this 504-nucleotide messenger RNA. RefSeq lists its product as uncharacterized. Lineage: Eukaryota; Metazoa; Nematoda; Chromadorea; Rhabditida; Rhabditidae. The record is from RefSeq and is a predicted model, not a curated record. The transcript is spliced from 3 exons. The coding region runs from base 1 to 504 and encodes 167 amino acids.
AUGCCAAUGUUGCUUGAGAUGGUGGAGCAACGAAAGAGAGAACAGUUGAAGUGGAGAGAAGGACCAAGAGGAGAACAGCUACAAAUCGAGUCGACGUCGUUCUUUGCCACGUGCCCUCCCUCUGAGAGUACCUUCGCUUCAACUCCCUUCACAGUAGCCACACAAGUGAUACAAGCGAGAGUUGCUUGGGAUGGAGGGACAACGAAAGAAUUGAUGAUUGGAGUGGAGAUGAGGACGACGAGAACGGCGAGAAGAGAUGGGCGGAACAUUCUGGAAUUGAGAGAAUUGAUUGGUUUAUCAGUGGAUUUGAGACUCGGAAAGUUUGGAAAGGUGUUUCAAUUUUCGAGAGGGCUUCAAGAUCAAAUAAUACUGCAACUAUUGCUCGUCUCAACAGUAUCCGGGUUCUAUGAUUUCGAUGCUCGACGAAAGGAACGAUUCGAAUGUUUAGAUGACUCUGAUUGUUAUGAUGGGAAAACAUUUUGCAAGAAUUACAAGUGCGAAUAA